UCCUGAAGAAAAAAAUAACAUCACCAAACAAUGUUACUAGUCAAGAAAGUAGUUGAACAAAACCAUUAUAUAUUGAAGAAAUAAAGAAGCCUAAACAAGCUAGAGAUUCAAAACAAGUGAUUUUUGGUAGUAACAAAAUAGGAUUAUGGGAGAAGAAGUGAAACUUUAUGGUAAUUGGGCAAGCCCUUUUAGUUGCAGAGUAGACAUAGCUUUGAAACUCAAAGGUGUUGAAUACAGAUACUAUGAAGAAGAUUUGAAGAACAAGAGUGCUUCUCUCCUCGAAUACAACCCAAUUCACAAGAAGGUCCCUGCCUUUGUUCACAAUGAAAAACCCUUAGCUGAGUCACUUGUCAUCCUUGAAUACAUCGAGGAGACAUGGAAGACUAAUCCCAUCUUCCCUCAAGACCUCUAUGAAAGAGCUCAAGCCCGUUUUUGGACUCGUUUCAUUGAUGACAAGAUCGUGCCAACGCUGAGGGAAGCCUGGGUCAAGGAAGAUAGGGAAAAGGAAGCAAAAGAAGCAAGUGAGUACUUAGAAUUUCUAGAGAAAGAGCUGAAAGGCAAGUACUUUGGAGGAGAAAGCAUUGGAGUAGUGGACAUAGCAGGAAACGUCAUAGCACAGUGGUUACCAAUUUUUCAACAGCUCAUGGGAAUAGAGAUAAUGACAGAGACAAAGUUUCCAAAGCUCUGUAAAUGGAGCCAUGAUUUUGCCACUCAUCCUGUGAUUAAAGAAGCAUCGCCUUCGAAAGAAGACCUUAUUGCUUUCUACAAGCCUCAAUUGUCCACCAGCAAGGCACCCACCCAAAAAUGAUAUAAUGUAUUAGUUAUAUCAAAUCAAAUAAAUAAACAAUAAAGUUUAUAAAACUUACUCAAGUCAUUGCUAGUUUUUUCAUAAUUAAACUAUCAAUGUAUUCCAAAUUUUCAAAAUAAAUUUUUAGCUAGUUGGUAUAGAUAUAUACCUGCCACUUAUUAUGGAUCA
This is a messenger RNA of Humulus lupulus (European hop), 976 nucleotides long. Its product is annotated as probable glutathione S-transferase. Gene Ontology annotation, biological process: glutathione metabolic process. The transcript has 2 exons. The record is from RefSeq and is a predicted model, not a curated record. Gene Ontology annotation, molecular function: glutathione transferase activity. Bases 146 to 808 code for a protein of 220 amino acids. Gene Ontology annotation, cellular component: cytoplasm. NCBI's taxonomy places the organism in Eukaryota, Viridiplantae, Streptophyta, Magnoliopsida, Rosales, Cannabaceae.